This is a messenger RNA of Salvelinus fontinalis (brook trout), 1482 nucleotides long. RefSeq names its product tumor necrosis factor-like. The record is from RefSeq and is a predicted model, not a curated record. Gene Ontology annotation, biological process: immune response. The transcript has 4 exons. The coding region runs from base 174 to 941 and encodes 255 amino acids. Gene Ontology annotation, molecular function: tumor necrosis factor receptor binding. Gene Ontology annotation, cellular component: membrane. NCBI's taxonomy places the organism in Eukaryota, Metazoa, Chordata, Actinopteri, Salmoniformes, Salmonidae.
CUGGCAGAAGUCCAUUCUAACAAACGAGCAAAACACAGGACACCUAUCAAGCUACAACUCUGUAAAAACAAAGAGGAUAUUUAGGAGAUAUUCGGGCAAAUAUUCAGUUGCUAGACUUUUCCACUGCCACCAAGAGUCAAGAGUCAAGAGUUUGAACCUCAUUCAGCAGAAGUAUGGAGGGGUAUGCGAUGACAACUGGCGACAUGGAGAGGGGCCUUGAAAAUAGCCUUGUGGACAGUGGCCCUGUGUACAAGACAACGGUGACAGCUGUUGCUGAGAGAAAGGCCUCCAGAGGUUGGCUAUGGAGGCUUUGUGGGGUCCUCUUAGUAGCAGCUUUAUGUGCGGCAGCAGCCCUGCUCUUUGCCUGGUGUCAGCAUGGAAGACUGGAAACGAUGCAGGACGGAAUGGAGCCUCAGCUGGAGAUACUCAUUGGCGCAAAAGAUACCCACCAUACAUUGAAGCAGAUUGCCGGCAAUGCAAAAGCAGCCAUCCAUUUAGAGGGUGAAUACAAUCCUAAUCUUACCGCUGACACAGUGCAGUGGAGAAAGGAUGACGGCCAGGCCUUUUCCCAGGGCGGGUUCAAGCUACAAGGGAACCAAAUCCUCAUCCCACACACUGGGCUCUUCUUUGUUUACAGCCAGGCUUCGUUUAGGGUCAAGUGCAACGGCCCGGGCGAGCGUACCACUCCUCUGAGUCACGUUAUUUGUCGCUAUUCGGACUCCAUCGGGGUUAAUGCUAAUCUACUUAGCGGGGUAAGGUCAGUUUGUCAACAAAACUACGGUAAUGCUGAGUCCAAUAUCGGCGAGGGCUGGUACAAUGCAGUUUACCUUAGUGCAGUGUUUCAGCUGAAUAAAGGGGACAAACUGUGGACUGAGACCAAUCGACUGACCGAUGUGGAGCCAGAGCACGGCAAGAACUUUUUUGGUGUGUUUGCACUAUGAUGAGAGAGAGGCAGGCCAGAGAUGGAUGUUUGUUGAAACAGUUUUACGUCAAAACUCUUAUUUUAGUUUUGCAAUUUUAUGGUAACUGAGAGGAGAUAGGAGAUAGGUCUAAUCUUAAUGGUUAUCUGUAAACUGAAAAAGUUGAAGUAUUAUUGUUUGUCCAUACAUGAUGAAUGUCCAUUCUCUGUAUUGUAGAUUUUGCACCAAAUAAUAUUAUGACUUUGAGUUAUUUAUAUUAACAUACUUUUUGUUUUUUUUACUAUUUAUAUGGAAAUACAUAUCACUUUAAAAAAUGAUAUUUAUUAUUUAUAUGAAAAUACAGUAGGCUACUGUGGAGUACUGUAGUAUAAGUUAUUUUGAUUCAGAUAAGUCUAGCAGCAGCCUAUACUAGGCCUAUCAGAAUACAUUGCUACAAUAUUAAGUUAUUUUAUUUAAUGUACUAUGUACUAUGUUUAUUUAAAUGUGAUUGUGUGUAUUUUAUUUGUCACCUAUUCAGAGUGCUUGAAUCAACUGUAAUAAAUUCCAAAUGCUUUCAACUUUA